This is a messenger RNA of Anneissia japonica, 787 nucleotides long. RefSeq lists its product as uncharacterized. The transcript has 2 exons. NCBI's taxonomy places the organism in Eukaryota, Metazoa, Echinodermata, Crinoidea, Comatulida, Comatulidae. The record is from RefSeq and is a predicted model, not a curated record. Bases 8 to 682 code for a protein of 224 amino acids.
GAUUGGUAUGAUGAGGGCUGCACGUGCUGUGUUUGGAGAAAACAUCACAAUUCAUGGCUGUUUUUAUCACCUUACACAAGCAUCAUGGAGAAAGUUACAAUCCCUGGGCCUUGCAUCUCUUUACUUAAAAGAUGAAGAAAUACAGCAUUUCUGUGGAAUGGUGGAUGGACUUGCUUUCCUUCCCCCGGAUAAGGUCACUGAAGGUAUGCAGUUGUUAAAGGACAACAUACCAGAGGUAUUAACUGACUUUGUUGACUACUUUGAUGCGACCUAUGUUAGUGGAACUUAUACACAUCUCGCAGCACAGAAUGACCAACAAAUCUUCAGGAGAAUGCCACCAACAUUCGGAAUAGACAUCUGGAACGUUCACCAACUUACGCUAAAUGGAGGAGCUAGAACUAACAACCUAUGUGAAUCCUGGAAUAGGAAGCAUCUCGAGAACGUAGGGCACACUAAUCCAUCAAUCUGGAAAGCCAUCGAUGGUAUCAAACGAGAUGAAGCAGCAUCAGCAACACUAAUAGAAUUGUUCAGGAGAGGACAACCAGUACCAGCAAGACGUAUCACAAAGGUGACAGUCAACCAUCAACAGCGACUUGUUAAUAUCAUCAGCAAAUAUAAUGACCGAACCAAUACAUUAGAAGAAACAAUCACUGCGCUUGGUUAUAAUAUUCGAAUGAAAUAAGAAAAAGAAAAAUAAUUAAAUGGCAACUCAUAUUAAUUAGGUUGAAAAUUUAAAUAUACGCUACAAGUAUAUUAAUUAUUUUGAUAAAUUUUCAAAAGUAGGUUC